GGGGGUGCCGGCGGCAUGGCGGAGUCCCAGGUGCUCCUGCUGGACGAGCUGCACGUCAACGAGAAGGUGACAGAGGCCCAGGCCCGCUUCUACUACAGCGAGGAGCAGCGCCGAGCCCUGGAGGCGCUGGUGACCCGCGGCGAGGCCGCGUACCGGGAGGCGCUGAGGAAGGAGCAGCUCCGCGAUUUCCUCUCCGGCCGGGAGCUGCAGGACCUGCGGGGCGGCUGGCGGGGCUACGACGACCCCCGGGAGGGCGGCAAGGUGGCGCGGGGGCCCGGUGGCGAGACCCUGUCGCUGGCCUACUGGCCCGAGUGCUCGGACACCGAGGUGCCCCCGCUGGACUUGGGCUGGACCGACAAGACCUUCUACCGCGGCAUCAGCCGGGUGUCCCUCUUCACGCACCCGCGCAAGGAGGAGAGCGCGCCGCACCUGAAGGAGGUGGUGCGGGAGAUGAUCCAGCAGGCGCAGAAGAUUAUUGCAGUGGUCAUGGAUGUAUUUACGGACCGGGACAUCUUCCGCGAUAUUGUUGAUGCAGCAUAUAAGCGCUGGAUCCCAGUCUAUAUAAUCCUAGAUGAGGAGGGUGUGAAGCUCUUCCUGGAAAUGUGCAGAUGCCUUGACCUCAGUGACUUGCAGAUCCGGAAUAUCCGCAUACGCUCUGUGACAGGAGUUGGGUUCUACAUGCCUUCAGGGAAGAUCAGAGGCACUCUGGCAUCCCGAUUCCUGAUGGUGGAUGGUGAAAAGGUGGCCACUGGAUCAUACAGCUUCACAUGGACUUCAUCCCACAUUGACAGAAACAUCCUGCUAGUCUUGACAGGACAGCAUGUGGAGAUGUUUGACAUUGAGUUUCGUGAGCUCUACGCCAUCUCAGAGGAAGUUAAUUUAUACAAGGAACUGGGCAUUGCUAACCCGUUCCUCCAUGGAAUUGGGAAGCCAGGCUUUCAUUCCUCCACUGUGGCUCGGAAGUUCAUUAACCCAAAGUAUGGUUUAGUAGCCGGGGCAACCCGUGGUGAUAUGAUGCUCUGGGCUUCACGGCACAGGCAAGACAAUCACGGAAACGUGGAAAAGGAGGAAACAAGUGAGUCAAAGAAACGGUUAAAUCAGUUCCUGAAUGACUUAGUCACACUGGAGCAAGUGUACCCAGAAAUAGAUCCACCUCUGGAGAACUUGAACAAGCUGAAUCGGAGCCCCCAGAAACUGUUGUCUCGGCUCCACAUGGACCUGAAAAAUAAAUCCAAAUCCAGAGAGUCUAUUCGUGACAUAAAGAAGGAAGAUGCACAGACCAAUGCAAAGCAAGGAAAACGGUUUGCCAGUGGGCUUUUCAGUCGCAAGGCCAAGCGCUCUCCAGGCUCAAGCAUUGAGGCCAAUUCUUUUGCGAGUGAAGGACAUUCAGGAGAAGACCUUGGGAACAUGAAACUGGAAUAUGAGAGGCUCAGCAUUGGCCAUGCCAGUGUUCGGAGCACUGGAGGCAACUCAGGUAACCUGAAUCCAAACUCCACUAUGAGCGAUAAAAACAAACAAUCUACCUGUGUGUUAUCUUGA
This is a messenger RNA of Catharus ustulatus (Swainson's thrush), 1539 nucleotides long. RefSeq names its product family with sequence similarity 83 member F (gene SACK1F). The record is from RefSeq and is a predicted model, not a curated record. Bases 16 to 1539 code for a protein of 507 amino acids. The transcript is spliced from 5 exons. Lineage: Eukaryota; Metazoa; Chordata; Aves; Passeriformes; Turdidae.